AUGAAUUCGCCCACCGCAACUAUCAACGGUAUCACCAUCCGAAACCACGCACAGCCCUACGAAGCCAUCUCAGCUCAGCGACCUGACCUAUCCCAAGCAGGUCGAACUGUCCUCGUCUGCGGCGGUUCUACAGGCAUUGGCCACGCAAUUGCACGAAACUAUUGCAUCGCGGGAGCAUCCGAUGUCAUUAUAUUAGGUCGCCGGAGCGAUGUUGCCGAAGAGGCCGCCUCCAAGCUAAAUGAGGCUUACCCCAGCACCAAGGUGACUUGGCGUACCUGCGACCUGUUCAAUAGAGAUCAGGCAAUCCAGCUUUGGGAUGAUUUGGAGAAGGAAAAGACGUCAGUUGACGUUCUCAUUAUUAAUGCUGUUGGCCAGCCAGAGCUUAAGUCAAUCCUAGAACAAGGUGCGGAUAGACUCUGGCAGGACUUUGAGAACAACGUCCAUGCUCCUUUAUACCUUGUUGAGAGAUUCUAUAAGCAGCCCGGACAUAAGAAACAAAAGUUCGUUGUAUCGGUGUCAACCCAAGAUAUCCAUCGUUGGGAUAGCGCGCCUCAGAUGCCUGGAUACCAACUGACCAAGAACUCUUUCGCCACCGUCAUGCAGCAAAUUGCUCGUGAUACACCAGAAUCCAACAUGCGAAUCAUAUCAUUCCAUCCAUCGAUUGUGUUUACAGAAGCAGCGAAGAAGGCUGGAUAUACCGAGGACACUCUGCCUUGGACAGAUGAGAAUAUCCCUGGCGGCUUCGCUGUAUGGGCUGCAUCACCAGAGGCGCAGUUCCUCCAUGGCCGUUUCGUAUGGUCUACAUGGGACGUAAAUGACCUAGCCUCUGGAGAGCUCAGGAGCAAGAUUGACUCGGACCCAUGGUUACUUAAGGUUGGGGUCAAAGGCCUAUAA
This is a messenger RNA of Fusarium oxysporum Fo47, 894 nucleotides long. RefSeq names its product SDR family NAD(P)-dependent oxidoreductase. Lineage: Eukaryota; Fungi; Ascomycota; Sordariomycetes; Hypocreales; Nectriaceae. Gene Ontology annotation, molecular function: oxidoreductase activity. The transcript is spliced from 4 exons. Gene Ontology annotation, cellular component: cytosol. Bases 1 to 894 code for a protein of 297 amino acids. The record is from RefSeq and is a predicted model, not a curated record.